UAUGCGCGAGGACGUUUAACUAAUCGUUCUGGAUAGUUUAAUCGAUUACCGCCGCGUGCGCUGGCAACUAUUAUUCUGCCGUCCCUGGAGGUUGUGGUUUUUUCAUUUUGCACUCCCAGUUUUACCUCGGGAAAUAUAGGCUAGUGCACGGUUUUGAUUGAAUAUAUCAGUCUCCGCAUUCUCUUUAAAUCACCCUCCGUCCUCUCACCCCCUCCCCUCCCACGAUUCCACCCACCUCAUUCAAAUCGCCUCCGCUGCUAUGCGUAGCCUAUAGUGUGUCCGUGUGAGAGCGGAGCGUGAGAACCACAGAUUUGACAGUGCCCAGUCGUGUGGGAGGAUUCAAGCCGAGGGACAGGCACCCAGGCGAGGGUAGAAUCAGCGGGGAAAGCCGCUAUAGACCGCGGCAACGGAGAGGAACGAGGAACCUGCCGUCUUAGAUCAAGCUAUCAAUCAGGAAUCGUCUGGUUGGACGCAUUGCAUCAACCCCGCCCCCCUCCCCCCCACCACCACCACCACAUCAUGGCUUCCAAACUGAAUCCCAACGUCUUGUACGUUCAAGAGCCCCGGGAUUCUAUGUCUUCUCAGGAGUCUCAUGUGGAACCCGGGGAAGAGAGCUCGGAUAGCGACGGUGAGACAGACGAGACGGAGCAGAAGCUGAUCCGGAAAGUGUCCACGUCGGGGCAGCUACGUGCCAAGAAAAGUGUGAAGGAAGGCAUCUUAUUGAAACAGACCAGCUCCUUCCAGAGAUGGAAGAGGAGGUACUUCAAACUAAGAGGCCGGACACUCUACUAUGCCAAAGACUCCAAGUCUCUGAUAUUUGACGAGGUGGACCUAUCAGAUGCCAGCGUGGCCGAGACCAGCACCAAGAACAUCAACAACAGCUUCACGGUUAUCACUCCAUUCAGAAAGCUGAUGCUCUGCGCUGAGAGUAGGAAGGAGAUGGAGGACUGGAUCGGCGCUCUGAAGUCCGUUCAGAAAUGGGAGACAUACGAGGCCAGUCUUUUUAACAUGGAACAUUUCUCUGGGAUGCAUAACUGGUACGCCUGCUCCCACGCCAGACCCACCUUCUGUAACGUCUGCAGAGAAGCCCUUUCUGGAGUCACCUCGCAUGGGCUGUCCUGUGAAGUGUGUAAGUUCAAGGCACAUAAGCGCUGUGCCGUCCGUUCCACCAACAACUGUAAAUGGACCACGCUGGCCUCCAUAGGAAAUGACAUCAUAGAGGACGAAGAAGGGAUUUCUAUGCCUCAUCAGUGGUUAGAAGGCAACCUGCCGGUCAGUGCUAAGUGUGUGGUGUGUGACCGAAACUGUGGCAGUGUCAGGAGAUUGCAAGACUGGAGAUGUCUAUGGUGCAAGGCUAUCGUCCACAACAGCUGUAGGGAGCAGAUGGGAAAGGCGUGUCCUCUGGGUCAAUGCCGAGUGUCAAUCAUCCCUCCAACCGCCCUCAACAGUAUCGACUCUGAUGGCUUCUGGAAGGCCACCUCUCCAUCCUGCACCUCGCCUCUCUUGGUUCUCUGCAACUCUAAGAGUGGUGACAACCAAGGAGUUAAGUUCUUGCGCAAGUUCAAACAGCUGCUCAACCCCGCCCAGGUGUUUGACUUGAUGAACGGCGGGCCACAGUUGGGUCUACGCGUGUUCCAGAAGUUCGCCACAUUCCGCAUCUUGGUGUGUGGUGGUGAUGGCAGCGUUGGCUGGGUUCUGUCUGAACUGGACAAACUUAACCUGCACAAACAGUGCCAGCUUGGUGUGCUCCCCUUGGGGACCGGUAACGAUCUGGCCCGGGUGCUGGGCUGGGGGGGGCUGUGUGACGACGACGCUCAACUCCUCCAGAUCCUGGAGAAACUGGAACGGGCCACCACCAAGAUGCUGGACCGGUGGAGUGUUAUGACAUACGAGUUGCCUACCAAACAGUAUCCCAUGGUAAAGGAAGAUGAUUUUAGCCCCGAAUCCCACUUACAGGUCCACAUCACUCAGUAUGCAGACUCUGUGGCCUCCCACCUCACUAAGAUCCUGGAUUCAGACAAACAUACGGACGUCAUAUCCUCUGCCAAGUUUUUGUGUGGGACGGUGAACGAUUUCGUGGCGGAGGUGGGGAGAGCGUAUGAGCGAGCCACGGAGAACAAGCAAGAAGCUGACGCUAUGGCCAAGAAGUGCGCCCUGUUGAACGAGAAGCUGGAAAGCCUGGUGAAGGCUCUGAGUGAGGAAGCCGAUGCCCAGGUGGUGCCAGCCGGCAGUGUACCACCCCCAAACGGGCACCGGGAGAAGGGCGCUGACACCCCAGGAGGGGAACCCCGACCUCCAUAUCGGUCCAGGGAACAGCUGAUGCUGAGAGCUAACAGUCUGAAGAAAGCACUGAGGCAGAUCAUAGAACAGGCUGAGAAAGUGGUGGAUGAGCAGAACAGGCACACACAUCUCCAGCGCAUGUCUUCCUCGUCCUCCAUCAAGAGAGAAAACAGCGAGGAGCUGAAAGAGGCCGAACCUCGUCAUGUCAGUUUAAGCCCCUCCUCCUCCAACAUCAUCCUGGAGAAACCAGAGAGUCUCAGUCCUCCGUCCUUCAAUGAGGACCAGUGCUCAGAGAAGUGUGUGAUGAACAACUACUUUGGUAUUGGUCUGGAUGCUAAGAUCUCCCUGGAGUUCAACAACAAGAGAGAUGAACAUCCCAAGAAAUGCAGCAGUCGAACUAAGAACAAGUUGUGGUACGGCGUAAUGGGAACCAAGGAGUUGGUCCAAAAGACAUAUAAAAACCUGGAACAACGAGUACUGCUUGAGUGUGAUGGUGUAGCUAUGAGUCUCCCUAGUCUUCAGGGUCUGGCAGUCCUCAACAUUCCUAGCUAUGCAGGAGGGAUCAACUUCUGGGGAGGCACCAAAGAGGACAACAAUUUUGGCGCUCCAUCUUUUGACGACAAGAAGCUGGAAGUGGUGGCUGUAUUUGGCAGCAUGCAGAUGGCUGUGUCCAGAGUAAUCAACAUCCAGCACCACCGCAUAGCACAGUGUCGCCAGGUGAAGAUCACCAUCCUUGGAGAGGAGGGAGUCCCAGUUCAGGUGGAUGGGGAGGCCUGGAUCCAGCCCCCUGGCAUCGUUAAGAUAACCCAUAAGAACAGGGCUCAGAUGCUCACCAGAGACAGGAACUUUGAAAGGACUCUAACGUCGUGGGAGGAUAAGAGGAAGAUUGACAGCUACCGUUCCUCCAGGCCCCGCCUCAACUCCCAGCAGUCCAUGGAAUACCUUACAGAGGAGGAAUGUGCCCAAGUGCAGCAGUUAGGCAUGGUGGCUGACACGCUUAUCACCAGGAUAAGAGAGGCAGCUAAGACUCACAAGUUGGUUGAACAGGAAUUAGCACAUGCUGUCAAUGCUAGUGCUCUGGUGUUGACUGAAGCCUUCCCUUCCAAACCAUCCAGCCCUGAGUGUUUAAGUCGCAGUACAGCGGUGGAGAUCGUGAACAGUAGUAAAGUCCUUCAGCUGGAGACCAGGAUGCUGCUGGAGGGAAGACUAUUGCUGGACUCUCCCCAAGAAGAUGACCUCCUCUCAACACUUAACUCUUUGAGCGCUGAACUUAACAAGCUGGACGAUAUACACUGGAUCUGCCCCACUAUGCACUGCUCUGAGGAGGACACUGUGCGAGCAAGUUCUAAGAGCAGCAUGAAACUGAAGAUGAUGCCCAAAGUGAAAAAAGAAAAAGAGAAACUCCACAAGCAGAGGUCUAACAGCUCUCUGUCGGGAUCUUGGGAUAUUAAAAGUGGGGCAUGUGAGACGGAUCCUACAGGCAAUUGAGGAACUUAACGAGGAGGCUUAACUAGACAGCUGUCAUCAUGACAUCCGGGGGGUCGAGGCUUUGUAUCGCAUCACUGUUUGGUAUUCUCUUAUUCAUUAUGUUUUUCCAGCUGACCCUGCAGGAGGGUGUGUCAUGAGAGGCUAAGUGGCCAAUCAGAGGGGAGGAAAGGAGAGACGCUCUGUAAGCAAAUAUUUCCUUGAUGACGCAAUGUGUUUACCGAGGCAACGUUUUCCUUUGCAUGACAGCAGCAGACUUUUUCUUGUUAUUAUUAUCCGUAGAUAACCCCUCUAUUUGGAGGAGUUUUGGCUACCCCACCUCUUUUCUCAUUUACUUUUAACUUUUGGGGCAACUUUCUGGAGUUUUUCGCAUUUCCUUUAAAAAGUCUGAACUAAAUUAUCAAGUACAACAACAAUCUAAACAAGAACAACAAUGUAAACAACACCUUAUUCUCUCCUGCUGAACUGGAGAUUCUUAAAUGGCGCAAAUUUGGUAAAACUAUUAUUGAAGGGUAAGAUAAAGGAAUGUAUUAAACCUCAACAUGAAUUAACUUAUUAAUAUCAAGAUGGUAUUACUAUAUUGGCCUUGCUGUGUGUUGUCCACUGUAAAAUUGGUUAUGUGAUAACUAACACGGCCAUGGCCAGUUACCCCAGUAUUUACUGUAAUAUCUAGGGCUAGCUACUACAUUACCUACCAUAAAAUAAAAGCCAAUCUACUACUGUACAAUUCUUAUUGUAAUAACCAGGGCUAGCUAAUUCAGUACUUACUGUAAUAUCUAAGGCAUUAUGACCCUAAUUGUGUCUGCAGGCCUGGACAAAGUAACGUCUAUACACUGAUCUAGGGUUUUCAUUCCUCGUACUUUAAUUUUAGAUCUGUGGUUAGGUGUACCAUAUACUUUCCCUAAACCUUACAAUGGAAUACAAAUUCUGUGAUAUUGAAAUGUUCUCCUGUAGAAGUUGGGUAAAAAUAUAUUUUGAAAGUCUUAAACUGCUUAUAAACUGUUAAUAGUUAAAGUAUUUUUAUUAACCAAAAAUUGUUUAUUGCUAAAUAAUUCUAUCCUUCAUUUAUUUAUAAAUUAUUGAAGUUUUGAAAAUAUGUAAUUAUUAUAAAGACCACUAUGCCAAACUAUAUACAACUGAACCAUGAGCAGGAAAUAUAGGUUUAAGUUGUUCAUUACAAAAACAUACUUAAUUCAUUACAUUUUGAACAAGCUAUGUAUUAGCCAUUUAAUAGCUAAUAAAUUGUAUUUCUUUCCUGUUUUAUUAGCAUCCAUCAAGAUAGUGUUAGCUAUGAUCGUGCUACUGUAUUGAUAGCGUGCUGGUCCUGCUGUUAUUGCUAUAGGCUUUAGUGAUGUACAUGUGUGCCAAGUUUCGUACUGAGCGCAGUGGUUUAAAAUGACUUAAGACAUGUGUGCGUGUAUGUAAAUGACACUGUGAGUGUCAUUCAUUUCAAAGAAGUUUACUGUAUCUUGCCUUGCACUUUACAAAGCAAAACGUAAAGAGAGUGAGUGUGUGUGUGUGCGUGUGCGUUUGUUCGUUCCUUUGUGGUUUUUUUAUCUAUGAAAACGGUCCUUCAUAUUUAUGACAAAUCUAUACAGAGAUCAGUGUGUUAAUAGUAUGUAAUAUACAGUAUAAAUAUAACUAAAUGAAUGCUAAAGUAAAUAUAUGUAAAAUAUGUUUAUUCAUUUGUCAGGGGACUGUUGUAUUGUGUAAAUGUGCUCAGGUGUGUAAAAUUUCUGAGUUUUUCAAAAUUCCAAGAAGAUUUAUAGUUUCUGUAAACCCAGGAAUGUUUGAAAACAUUCAGGCAUUUUGCAACCCUGAUGUUCUUACUUUAUACACCCUAAUGUCAUGGAGGACUGGAUUCUCAAAGAUAUUGUGACAACAUUGCUACAACAUUUCUAAUGUUAUGCCAAUGAUUAUUGCGCUGCUGUUAUUGCGUCUAUGUCACGGCACCAGGAUAUAUCAGUGCUGAACACAGCUGAAAUCUUGCGUGACAAAAUAUAUAGAGGUCAACCACCGAGAACAAUGCAACAACAACAUAACGAUCAAGUCAACAGCAAACGAUUUGGAAACGUUUUGUUGGACAACACGUAUGUAACAUCUUGUAUGCCACGGUUGUGUGACAGUAUUUAAUGACAGAUUUGUGGACACACGUGUCUUGUUAAUGCACAUUUUGUCUAAAGACUGAAUUGAAUGGACAUUUGAUUGGUGGCAGAUUUCUGUGAACGCAACUUUGUCUUGUGAACGCACCCCUAUGGAUAGAACUGGACGGACUCCACAGUGCAAAGCUCAAAGCUGGACUCGAUGUUGCACGUUGUUUGUUCGAAGAUGUUUAAUAGUAAUACUAUUGUGCUCUAAAUUUGUUGAUCGCUGUAACUAGGGUUGGACAUAAAAGGUAAAGGUAUUGUAUGUUAUACUAUUUAAUGGUAUAAACUGAUGAGGGAUGUGAUUGUGAAUUGAAUCUUGAAUUGUGAUCAAAUCUUGAAUUGUGAAUCUUUGAAUUAAUGACCAUGUAAUGAACUUUAUUGAGAGUUCCAAAUAUUUAUAUAUAUAUAUAUAUAUAUAUAUACACACCAUAUGCAUCAUGUCAGAGCCAAAAUAUUAUUUUGACAAAAAAUGUUUACUUUGCCAAUCUGACAUUAAUCAUGCAGGCUAUGGUUUUACUGUUUUAUUGCAUUUUGUUAUACAGCUUGUCGGUGACGGGCAUUUGAUUGAAUUCCUCGCGUAGCCUGUGUUUUAUCAAACUGUUGAAAAAUCCAUGUUCAACACUCCGGAGCAAGCAAUCGUAUUCGGUUGCUGCUAGCACGAGGCUGAAAUAAAGUCUGUCAAUCAUU
Molecule: messenger RNA, 6599 nt
Organism: Esox lucius (northern pike)
Lineage: Eukaryota; Metazoa; Chordata; Actinopteri; Esociformes; Esocidae
Product: diacylglycerol kinase delta
Exons: 30
Coding region: 520-3768 (1082 amino acids)
Biological process (GO): lipid phosphorylation; intracellular signal transduction; diacylglycerol metabolic process
Molecular function (GO): ATP-dependent diacylglycerol kinase activity
Source: RefSeq, a predicted model, not a curated record